UCUGACCUCACCGGGUGAUCUGCCUUCUCGUCAGCGUCGUCGGACCCAUGGCUCACAAGCUAGUGUAGAGUAAUGACGACACUCACAGGUCUGAAAAUGGCGAAAUGUACUCGGAAUGAAUGGUAAACGGAACUAAUAAAAUCACGGCGUUGACCAGAGUGCGCUGAAAAAAAAGCGUGCAACACGACGAGGGCGAAUAUUCUUUCCUGGUAAUCACUGGCCUGGGAGGGAUCAUCACUUUUUGUCCUCGAGGACAUCGACUGCGUCGUGUGUUUUUGGUUCUGAGAAGAUGACCGAGUACAAGCUAGUGGUCGUGGGCGCUGGUGGUGUGGGCAAAAGUGCCCUCACCAUUCAAUUGAUUCAGAACCACUUUGUGGAUGAAUACGAUCCCACGAUUGAGGACUCGUACAGGAAGCAGGUGGUGAUCGAUGGGGAGACGUGUCUGCUGGACAUCUUGGACACGGCAGGUCAGGAGGAGUACAGCGCCAUGAGGGACCAGUACAUGAGGACAGGGGAGGGCUUCCUCUGCGUAUUCGCCAUCAACAACACCAAGUCCUUUGAGGACAUCCACCAGUAUAGGGAGCAGAUUAAGCGCGUGAAGGAUUCGGACGACGUGCCCAUGGUGCUGGUGGGCAACAAGUGUGACCUGCCGGCCCGCACGGUGGACACGCGGCAGGCCCAGGAGCUGGCCCGCAGCUAUGGCAUCCCCUACAUCGAGACCUCCGCCAAAACACGACAGGGAGUGGAAGAUGCCUUCUACACCCUGGUGAGAGAGAUCAGGCAGCACAAACUGAGGAAGCUGAACCCGCCCGACGAUAAUGGACAGGACUGCUUUAAGUGCCGCUGCGUGUUGUCAUGACCAGCCAAGGUGGCCGCCCGUGGAUCAGAGUUUAGGAGCAGAGCAGCUGUACGGACCUCACCAAACGCCACACCUCCGCCGAUGCACUGCGGGACGAGGGGGAAGCUUCUCGGCUUCGCGCACAAGCGCCCGCGAGCCUGAGCCUGAGUCUGAGUCUGAGCCUGAGUUUGAAUCCACUUGCCACUUGGAGUUGGGCAGCCCUCUGUCCUGUCGUGCCCUCCAGCGUUGCAUUUGCCUUUGUUUGCAUGGAGGGACAAGACAACCUGAGAGGCUUGGACCUGCACCACUGGCAGCAGUCUCCUCCCCCUCCUCACUGGACUAGCUCUGGCUGAGCCAAUAGUACUACUCUACUCUACUCUACUCUACACUACACUACACUACACUACACUACACUACACUACACUACACUACUCUACUCUACUCUACUCUACACUACACUACACUACACUACACUACACUACACUACUCUACUCUACUCUACUCUACACUACACUACACUACACUACACUACUCUACUCUACUCUACUCUACACUACACUACUCUACUCUACUCUACUCUACUCUACUCUACAUUACACUACACUACACUACACUACACUACAGAUUUGAUUCCUUUUAAACGGACCUGUUGAUGGGACAUGGACACAUUCUUAUAAGCCUUAUGUUUUUUUUUUUUUUUUUUUAUUGUGUGCGUGUGUGUAUGUGUGUGUGUGCGUGUGUGUAUUUAAUUGUGUUUGGAAGAAGAUGGGCAAAAUCUACAGCUGAGGACAGUUGAUUAACCAGCUGCUUCGAUUAGUUUUUUUUUUAACUGUGUGUGAAUGUGUGUGUUAUGCAGACCAAGGCGCCACAGGUCUUUUUUAUUUUUAUUUUUUUAAACGCACAGUAAGAACGUUCUCCUUAAACAUGUGGACAUGUGGUAGUUGAUGUUGAAAUGCAGUGAGGUAAACACAAAGUCUCAGUGCAAUAGUAUUUUUUAUUUUAAAAAGUCGGAGGUACAGUGAGAGGGGUUAAAAAAAAAAAGAAAAUCAGACGUGUUUAUGUCUGUACGUAUUGCUUUGUGGGAAACAAGGCAAAAAAAAAUUACACCCGCUGAGGCACAUCGCUAUCUUCUGUUGGCCGACUUUUGUCACUUAUGGAACUGAAAAGUGUGUGUCGGGCUUCACUCUUGUCCACUGAUCACCUGGCCAGACAUGCGCGCACACACACACACACACACACACACACACACACACACACACACACACACACACACACACACACACACACACACACACACACACACACACACACACACACACACACUCACUGAUACUCUCUCUCUCUCUCUCUCUCUCUCUCUCUCUCUCUCUCUCUCUCUCUCUCUCUCUCUCUCUCUCUCUCUCUCCAUAACCUCAGAUGCCCCAGCACACCAUUGAUGGAGGGUCAUUUGAAAAAAAAAAGAAAUAGUGGUUUACUAAUACUGGAAUAUAAUUCUUUGGACUGCAAUUUUGUGGUUUGUUUUUUCCUACCCUCUCCCCCACCCUCCAGGCAUUGCUGACUUGCUUCUUUUUAAACGAGUGCCUGAGUUAGAGACCUUGACACAAGUUUGUGGACUCCGCAGUAGGAUCAGUAAUGGCUAUAUACAGAAGGACUGUCAUGCUCGGCAGAGCCUUACACAAGGUUUCAUGAUGGAGUGGUUCAGCCAUCACUAUUUGAUAGUAGGCUCAGGGUGAUUGUUAGUAACAGGCUUGACUUCAUUGACUCUUAGAGGUCUGACAUGUCCUGUGUGUGUGGAUACUUAUUAAACUUAAGACUAGAGGAGUGUCGAAAUCUACUGUGUGUUUUUAACCGUGCCUACUUCUUGAUGUUAUUUGACGGUGUUUCAGGUUUUCACAUGCACCUCUGGAACGCCCACUUUAUGCGAUGGAAAGAAGCUGGCAGGAUCUAUUUUGUGUGGAUGGAAAAGGAUAAUUUUAAUAUGGGUCUCUCUUGUUGUCCUCGGCCAUUGAAAACAGUGGGUAUGCCAGGCAAAUGAUAUGACAUGGGCUGUGUCUUUCUUUGGUCCUCUGCAUGACAGCCAGAAUAAGCCAAGGCUGUUAUUUUAUUUUAGGGCUUACCUUUGUUCACGGGGUUACUGACUAUUGAUGGCUCUCAAUGAAUAAUUGACAUCUCAUCAACACAAUGGGCGUGUGAUUUUGCCUUUCAUGGUCAAAUUUAUUUUUAAAGACUCGAGUAUGAACAGGAAGAGCCGUGAGUGUGUAAGUGCCGUGAAAUAGCAUGAACCUUUAAAGUGACGACGUUUACAGAGAUCUGGAACCGGCAAGUUGUUUUUUUUUUCCUUUUUUAAAUCCACGUGCUUUGUGGUGAUGAAACAAGGUGACAUUCCCUUAUAGGGUAAAUUAGCCAAAUCAUAGUAGAUAGUGAAUAUGUGGUAAUAGGUGGUCUGAUGCGAUAACAUAAUUUUUUUUGUAAAGAGCGAUAACGUUAACAUUUUUGUUAAAGAGGGGAUAAUCUCCCAAUCGUUCUACUCUGAAAUACCCUGAAACUGGAGUUGUUUGUGGCUUCUUUACCUUCAUAUGUAGUGUCUGUGCUAUUCUCGUUUUUGCAGAGGAUAUGAGUGUGUGUUUUUGUGUAGGAUGUGUGCUUUUGUUGUCCGUUCAGUCCGUGCUUGUUUGUUGGCAGGGUAUCUGAGCUUUUUUUGCAUCACUGAAAAAUGGAUCAUUGUGAACCUACUGUGAGAGACUACUUCCUUGUGCCCAAAUAGCUAACCACCCAUCAUAACUUUUAUUUUAAUGUUUCGUUUUAAGUAGAGAACAAAUUUGCCACUUACAGUAUGUUUACCCUGGUUCAUAUUGUACAAAUUACUUUCAUUGUAUUGGACAGUAUCUAAAAAUAGCUGUUAAAAAUCGACAUUUUUGUAUUAUGUCUUAUUUCUUGAUGCUAUUGUCUUUUGAGUUUUAAAUUGACUUGAGGAAUAUGUUUUUCCCCACAAGGUGCACCAUGCAUUUCAAAGAAACAUUGUGUGCCAUCAUUAUUCCCAAUUCAGUCUUAGUGUCACAUAGUUAAAAGCAUGAUUUAAAAAUCAUCCGAUUUUUACUUGUGGUAACAAAGUAAAGUAUUUAUUGUACAAAAUGGAAAAUGCCAGAAUCUUAACUGUGAGUGUAUUUUAAAUGUGAAUAAGUUCCUGUGUGUUCUUACUAAUGUAGGCCUACUUUAUACACCACCGUCAGAUUCAUACUUGAGUGCUUUUAUGACUUUAACCGAAUGUUGGACUGCUGUAAGGAACCUUCAUAAUGAAAUGCCUUUUAUCAUCAGUUUUUUUUCUCUUCCUUACCCAUCUCUGAUGUCUGUGUUUUGCUUUUCACUUGUGUCAGCUCUUUAAAAUGAUCUUACUUUUGUUUUUGAGGUUGGAAAAAAGACAUCACCCACUAGCUACUACUGCAUCUGCUGCUACUGUAGGAGGAGCUGCCUCUACCUCUGGAGUGGGGAGCAGAAUUAAAGGAUGUAACUUUAACAUUUA
Engraulis encrasicolus (European anchovy) is the source of this 4358-nucleotide messenger RNA. RefSeq names its product GTPase HRas-like. NCBI's taxonomy places the organism in Eukaryota, Metazoa, Chordata, Actinopteri, Clupeiformes, Engraulidae. The record is from RefSeq and is a predicted model, not a curated record. Bases 290 to 859 code for a protein of 189 amino acids. Gene Ontology annotation, biological process: Ras protein signal transduction. The transcript has 6 exons. Gene Ontology annotation, cellular component: plasma membrane. Gene Ontology annotation, molecular function: GTPase activity; GTP binding; GDP binding.